This is a messenger RNA of Rhagoletis zephyria (snowberry fruit fly), 711 nucleotides long. Its product is annotated as thioredoxin-like protein 1. Lineage: Eukaryota; Metazoa; Arthropoda; Insecta; Diptera; Tephritidae. The record is from RefSeq and is a predicted model, not a curated record.
GCGCUUGUGGUCGUCGACUUUACCGCCACUUGGUGCGGCCCCUGCCAGCGCAUCGCGCCCGUCUUUGAGCGCCUCUCGCAGGAGUACUCCGCCCGCGGCGUCAACUUCCUCAAGGUGGACGUCGACGAGUGUCAGACGACGGCUGCAAACAACAACGUCUCCGCUAUGCCCACCUUCAUCUUCUUUCGAAAUCGCGUCCCGGUCGCCCGUCUGCAGGGCGCCGACCCGAACGCCCUCGCCUCGAAGCUGAAGGAGCUAGUGGANGACAACAACAGCCUCGGUAACGCCUUUUUACCGGGCAGCGGCUUCUACCUCGAAUCGGACUGUGACGAGCAGCUGAUCAUCAGCAUCGCCUUCAACCAGCCGGUAAAGCUGCACUCGCUGAAACUGCUGGCGCCGGCCACCAACGGCCCGAAGACGCUGAAGCUCUUCAUCAACCAGCCGCGGACGUUGGACUUUGACCAGGCCAGCAGCAUGGAGGCGGUGCAGAAGGUGGAGGUGGAGACGGCCGAUCUGGUCGAGGCGAAGCCCAUUCCGCUGCGCUUUGUCAAGUUUCAGAACGUCCAGAAUCUGAUUAUUUUCAUCGAAAAUAACCAGAACGGCUCCGAGGUGACCCGUCUCGACAACCUCACCCUCAUCGGCCAGCCCGUCAACGCCACCAACAUGGGCGAGUUUAAGCGCAUCGCCGGCAAGGCGGGCGAGUCGCACUAA